This is a messenger RNA of Macadamia integrifolia, 1038 nucleotides long. Its product is annotated as cytochrome P450 CYP82H23-like. Gene Ontology annotation, biological process: defense response to other organism. The transcript has 2 exons. Bases 1 to 1038 code for a protein of 345 amino acids. The record is from RefSeq and is a predicted model, not a curated record. Gene Ontology annotation, molecular function: heme binding; oxidoreductase activity, acting on paired donors, with incorporation or reduction of molecular oxygen; monooxygenase activity. NCBI's taxonomy places the organism in Eukaryota, Viridiplantae, Streptophyta, Magnoliopsida, Proteales, Proteaceae.
AUGGAAGAUCUUCUUAUACCCAUUGUUGUCCUCAUCUUCCUCUACCAUCUAUGGAGAGGAACAAGGUCCUUGAUCACCCACCACAAACCCCAAGCCCCUCAACCAUUUGGUGCCUUACCCAUAAUUGGCCACCUCCAUCUACUAAGGGGUCAAGUUCCCUUAGCCCGAACACUCGGCGCCAUCGCCGACAAGUAUGGCCCGGCGGUGACACUUCGUCUCGGCGUUCAUAAAGCCCUCCUCAUCAGUGGACGUGAGUUAAUCAAAGAGUGUUUCACCACUCAAGACAAGGUCUUAGCUACAAGACCAGCAGUGGCUGCUGGGAAGUACCUGGGCUACAACUAUGCCGUCUUUGGGUUUGCUCCCCAAGGACCUUACUGGCGUGAGAUUAAGAAGAUAAGCUCUCUUGAGCUUCUCUCCAAAACAAGGCUUGACAUGCUGAAGCACGUAAGAACCAAAGAAGUAGACACAUGCAUCAAAGAGUUGUAUUCUCAUUGGUUCAAGAAUAACAAAGGUGCAGGUCCAGUGAUUGUUGAGAUGAAUAAAUGGUUUCGUAGCCUUACUUUUAAUAUCAUCACUAAGCUUAUUUCUGGGAAACGCUAUUUCGGUACUGUUGAUGCUGCUGGAGCUGAUGAUGAGGGUAGAAGAUUCGAGAGAGGUCUAGAAGAACUGGCACGGUUAACCGUGAUCUUUGUUGUAUCAGAUGCACUGCCAUAUCUAGAAUGGAUGGACUUGCAGGGACACCUGAGAGCCAUGAAAUGUGUUGCUAAGGAAAUGGAUUGUUUAAUUGGGAAUUGGUUGGAAGAUCACAAGAAGAAGAAAGUAGCAGGAGGUGAUCAUGAACAGGACUUCAUCGACGUGAUGCUGUCAACAUUUCCAGUGGACAAGUUGAUAUAUGGUUAUGAUCGUGAUACUGUCAUCAAGGCAACAGUACUGGUUGGUUCAAGUGAUUCAGAGAUGGAAUAUUUGGUGGCAGUGAGGUUAAGGCAUGGUGGUGGAGGUUUAAGUGAGCCAGUGCGGGAUCCUGUGGUCAUUGGAUGA